Penicillium verhagenii is the source of this 237-nucleotide messenger RNA. RefSeq lists its product as uncharacterized. The coding region runs from base 1 to 237 and encodes 78 amino acids. NCBI's taxonomy places the organism in Eukaryota, Fungi, Ascomycota, Eurotiomycetes, Eurotiales, Aspergillaceae. The record is from RefSeq and is a predicted model, not a curated record. The transcript is spliced from 2 exons.
AUGGCACGGACUGCUCUGUUGGUGUAUUCCAACUUCUACGUAUACGUCAACUACUACUUCUACCUCAACUUCGACUUCGACUUCAACCUCAACUUCAACUUCGACUUCAACCUCAACCUCAACUUCUACUUCAACCUCAAGUUCGACCUCAAGUUCGACUUCAACUUCUUUGACUUCGCCUACUACUUCGCCAGCCACUUCCACCUCGACUCACACUCCUUCCGCGCCUGCUACUAA